AUGGUGUCUGAUUUUUUUUACCCUCAACCGGGAGGAGUUGAGCUCCAUAUAUACCACUUGGCUCAAAGGCUUAUUGCGAGGGGACACUCAGUUAUAGUGAUAACACACGCCUAUAAAGAUCGGACUGGUGUCAGAAUCCUGACCAAUGGUCUUAAAGUGUACUAUGUUCCAUUUGUGGUGCUUUAUAGAGAGUGUACUUUUCCCACGGUGUUUUCUGCCUUCCCUAUUCUCCGAUACAUCUUCAUUAGAGAGAAAAUAGAUAUAGUACAUGGUCAUGGUAGUUUCAGUUCUCUGUGCCACGAAGCUAUUCUUCAUGGCAGUACUAUGGGUCUUAAGACUGUCUUUACUGACCACUCCUUGUUCGGUUUUGCCACUGUCGGCUCUAUUCUGGGUAACAAGCUCUUGAAGUUUACUUUGACAGAUGUAGGUCACGUGAUAUGCGUCAGCAAUACAUGCAAGGAGAACACGGUACUUCGGGCUUCUUUGGACCCUUCCACGGUAUCGGUGAUUCCUAAUGCUGUUGUGGCGGAUGAUUUUAUGCCUGCAGAUCUUCGUCCUUCUCUAGAGACCAUUACAAUAGUGGUCAUCUCAAGAUUGUUCCCCAAUAAGGGUGCUGAUCUACUCACCGCCAUUAUUCCUCGAAUUUGCAUGGAUCACCCUGAAAUUCGUUUUCUUGUCGCUGGUGAUGGGCCAAAGUUCAUUGAUUUGGAACAGAUGCGUGAACGGUAUCAGCUUCAAGAUCAUGUUGAGUUAAUUGGUAGUAUACGACAUGAGCAAGUGAGAGAUGUUAUGAUAAAAGGCCAAAUUUAUCUUCACCCCACUUUAACUGAGGCCUUUGGUACAGUUUUGGUUGAAGCAGCAUGUUGUGGCUUACUCGUUGUCACUACAAAUGUUGGUGGUAUUCCCGAGGUGCUUCCCAGUAAAAUGACUGUAUUCGCACAGCCAGAAGAGGAUUCUUUGGUAGAAUCUGUCAACGUUGCCGUGGGAAAACUUAAGAGGGGAGAAACUGACACCUCUUCAUUUCAUAAGGAGAUUGAAAAGAUGUACGACUGGUCUGAUAUAGCCAAAAGAUAUCGAUAA
Messenger RNA from Brettanomyces nanus, 1080 nucleotides. It is a transcript of the gene GPI3, whose product is annotated as Phosphatidylinositol N-acetylglucosaminyltransferase gpi3 subunit. Lineage: Eukaryota; Fungi; Ascomycota; Pichiomycetes; Pichiales; Pichiaceae. Gene Ontology annotation, biological process: GPI anchor biosynthetic process. The transcript has 2 exons. Gene Ontology annotation, cellular component: glycosylphosphatidylinositol-N-acetylglucosaminyltransferase (GPI-GnT) complex. Bases 1 to 1080 code for a protein of 359 amino acids. Gene Ontology annotation, molecular function: phosphatidylinositol N-acetylglucosaminyltransferase activity. The record is from RefSeq and is a predicted model, not a curated record.